AUGGCCUCGUCCUCGACAACCACAACUGGAAGCUCGACACUUGCAACAGCGACAUGUCUCCAUGUUCCCCCCGGUAAAAAUGGCUAUUUACCACCUGAAUCAUGCGAUGUCGUGCUGUACUACGUUCCCUCGUUCGCGGCGGCGGUGCUGUUUUGCGUUCUAUUUGGAAUGAGCACAUUGUUGCACUGUGUCCAAUCUCUUAUUUAUAAGAGGACGUACAUGUGGGUGUUGAUCAUGGGUGGAGCGUGGGAAGUACUGGCAUUUGUGUUUCGAACAUUGCAGACUCGACACCAGAACAACGGAGACUGGGACACGCUAUUCACUUUGUUCUUCCUGCUGGCUCCUAUCUGGAUCAACGCCUUUCUCUACAUGACGCUCGGCCGCAUGAUCUACUUCUUCCUGCCCGAGAAGAAUCUGCACGGUAUCUCUGCGCGUCGCUUCGGCACGAUCUUCGUCUGGCUUGACAUCGUCGCCUUUCUCGUCCAAGCGGCCGGGGCCAUUCUUGCGGGUAACCAGGACAGCGACACCGGGUCACUCAUCACCACGGGUCUGAACAUCUACAUGGGCGGCAUUGGGCUGCAAGAGGCCUUUAUUCUUUGCUUCUUGAUUCUCGCCAUCAAGCUGCACAGGCGGAUGCUUCGAUUGGAGCGUUCCGCAGACGAACCCAACGAGAGACUGACCAAGACGCCGCUUAACUGGAGAUGGUUGUUCUAUGGACUCUACUUUUGCCUGGAGAUGAUCACGAUCCGAAUCAUCUUUCGAAUCAGCCAAUACGCCCAAGGCACCUCGCCUGGCAGUCCCGUACUGACGACUGAAGCCUACGAAUACGUCUUGGACGCCGUGCCCAUGUUCCUUGCCAUGCUGGUGUUGAAUGUCAUUCAUCCGGGACGAAUCCUUCAAGGCCCGGAAUCGGGAUUCAGUGCGAUUCGCCGCGCGGAAAAGCAAGCGAAAAAGGACAAGAACGAGGAGAGGAAAAAUGCCAAGGAAGACGAGAGGAUGGUCAAGUACAUGGCUAAAGAGGAUAAGAAGCGACGGAAGGGAGAGACGAAAGCCAGUCCUACUGAGUCUUCUACCCGGCCGGCUAUGGUAUAA
Molecule: messenger RNA, 1092 nt
Organism: Penicillium diatomitis
Lineage: Eukaryota; Fungi; Ascomycota; Eurotiomycetes; Eurotiales; Aspergillaceae
Product: lipid transporter atnI
Exons: 4
Coding region: 1-1092 (363 amino acids)
Cellular component (GO): membrane
Source: RefSeq, a predicted model, not a curated record